This is a messenger RNA of Dioszegia hungarica, 4059 nucleotides long. RefSeq lists its product as uncharacterized. The transcript is spliced from 4 exons. The record is from RefSeq and is a predicted model, not a curated record. Gene Ontology annotation, molecular function: sulfite reductase (NADPH) activity; 4 iron, 4 sulfur cluster binding; FMN binding. NCBI's taxonomy places the organism in Eukaryota, Fungi, Basidiomycota, Tremellomycetes, Tremellales, Bulleribasidiaceae. Bases 1 to 4059 code for a protein of 1352 amino acids. Gene Ontology annotation, biological process: sulfate assimilation; amino acid biosynthetic process. Gene Ontology annotation, cellular component: sulfite reductase complex (NADPH).
AUGUCGCUCACUACCGCACUCACCAAGCUGCCCCUCCCCUCCUACACCCACCCGAUCGACUCGGCACCAUCGGUGACCAAGCUCAACCCCUACCUUCCCCUCCCUGGGCCAUCUCAGCUGUUCACCAACUCGACCUUCCUGCCGUCCCUCCCCACCCCGCCCGCCGGCUCCAUCAUCCACGUCCUUGGCGCGGAGUCGCUUGCCAACCCCCGCGUCGAGAAGUUCGCCGCUAUCAUCUCGCGAUCGGCGCAGGAGGCGUAUGACCAUGCUCUCCUCGCGCUCAAGCUGGCCAAAGACGAGAAGGUCGUGGUCUACCACUAUGUGGCGGAUGUUUCGGGAUCGGUCGUCGAGGCGGACAUCUCGGAGUGGCUGUCUACAUCUGCUCCCGACCUCAACGGAUUGGCAGAGGCCACACCCGAGGACCACAUUGCCAAGUCGUACGAGUCGAUCAGCUUGUCCCUCCUCAAGGUGACCCGGCGGGUCCAGAAGCCCUUCUCCCACCAGGCAUCGGAAUCUUCCACCGUCGUCGUCAACUUCCUCCCCUACUCCAUCGACGCCGAGAACGUCAUCAACAUAUCCCUCGCAUCCCCUCUUCCCGAGGACAAGCUGCGAUAUGUCUCGCAAAAGGCGGAAGAGGUCGUAGUGGUCGAGGGCGGAAGUGGCAAAUUCGGCCAGGCCUGGUCUGGCGUCGUCGAUGCGCUGGACGGACUGGCGUGCAACGUCCGAUCGGUCCUGGUCGGCUCGGGCGGCGACGUCUCUGGUGCUAUCAAAUCAAUGCAGCAGGUCGCUCGUAUCGGUUCCCCCGUUACCGCCCCCUCCAUCCCAUCUUCCUCAAUCUCCAUCCCCACCCCCGAAAAGUCUUACACCACCCUUCUCUCCGACACACCCUCCCCGCUCGAGAUCCUCAACGAUCCCAAGCAGCUGUCGGAGAGCGAGUCGACCUCCCCGCUGUACGCCUUCGGUAAGGCCGUCGCUCUUCGCCGGGAUCGGGCUCGGCUGGUCGAGCUGGCAAUGGCGCUUGUCAAGGGCCAGACCAAGCCAGAGGUACACGAGGCGGUCUCUGCUUGGCUGAUUGCUCGUGACGGCGCCGGAGCUGUCGCUGCAGGAAAGAAGGUUGAGAGUGUGCUCGGCGGAUCUGCCGAAGAGAAGGAGAUCAAGGCGCUUGGCCAGGCGGGACACUGGGAGAAGCGCGCACUCUGGAUCGUCAUUUCCAACUCGUGGGCGCACGACCUCGCAUCAUCCGGUCUCCACCACGCUCUCGCUUCCGGUCUCGACAUCAACCUCCUCGUUUACGAGACCGCCCCCUCCCCCUUUUCCCCCAACGCCAAGCCCCAAGCCGGUAAGGACCGAAAGAAGGAUCUCGCUCUGUACGCCCUCAAUAUGGGAGACGUCUACGUGUCGUCCGUCGCGGUCUACGCCGACUAUGCUGGUGUCAUCAACGCCAUGCGCGAGGCCGAGGCAUAUGACGGACCUGGUCUUGUGCUCGCCUACCUCCCAUGGGGUGAGCGCGAGGACGGCGAGGUCUUGUCUAGCGAUGUCGACUCGGUCGAGCGCGUCGGCCCUCUCGAGAGGCUCAGGGAGACCAAGCGGGCGGUAUCGGGCGGUUGGUGGCCCAUGUUCCGCUGGAACCCGUCCUUGGAGGAGAGUAAGAAGUUCACACUCGACAGCCCUCACAUCAAAACUGCUCUCUCCGAGUUCCUCGACCGCCAAUCCCACCUCUCCCAGCUCACCCUCGCUACCCCCAAGAUUGAGGCGGUCGGUACAUCGGUCGGCGAGGACGUCGUUGCUGCGCGCAAGGAGAAGGCACGCAAGGCGUACGACGCGCUCGUCAACUCGCUGGACGGCCCAGGCCUCCUCGUCCUCGUCGCCUCGGACGGCGGAAACGCCGAGAAGGUCGCCAAGCGUCUUGUCGGUCGGGCAAAGAUGCGUGGUGUUGCCGCCUCCAUCCGUAUCCUCGAUGAGAUCGCACAAUCUAUCGUCGACACCCUCGCCGCCGAGAAGAACGUCCUCAUCAUCACCUCUACAGCCGGUCAGGGUGAGGCGCCCCAGAACGGCCGAGAGUUCCUCAAAGCUCUCGGCAAGGUGGACGCCAACGCGGCCAAGGAGAAACUCGCCGAAACCAAGGUCACCGUCUUUGGUAUGGGUGACUCCAACUACUGGCCCCGCAAGGAGGACUACAUCUACUACAACAAGGCGGCCAAGGACAUUUUCCCCAAAGUGAUGAACCUUGGCACCGCAGAACUUCACCCCCUCGGUCUCGGAGAUGACUCGGACCCGGACGGAUACCUUACCGGUUACAAGCCCUUCGAGGCGGGUCUCUGGCGCGCACUCGGCGUGGACAGCGUCGAGGUGACCGAGGUGGCGGAGGAGACGGUCGCGAAUGAGCACAUCAAGAUCGCGUCAGACUACCUGCGCGGUACCAUCCUGGAAGGUCUCGAGGACAAGUCGACUGGCGCAAUCGGAGCUUCCGACGCCCAGUUGACCAAGUUCCACGGGACCUACAUGCAGGACGACCGGGACAUCCGGGACUCGCUCAAGGCCCAGGGUCUCGAGCCCGCCUACUCAUUCAUGAUCCGGUGCCGGAUGCCCGGUGGUGUCUGCACCCCUACCCAGUGGGGUCAGAUGAACCGUAUCGCCGACGAGCACGGCAACUCCACCUUCAAACUCACCACCCGUCAGACCUUCCAGUUCCACGGUAUCGUCAAAAAGCACCUCAAACCUGCUAUGCAGGCCAUCAACCGGAGUCUGCUCGACACCAUCGCUGCCUGCGGUGAUGUCAACCGGAACAUCCAGUGCUCGGUCAACCCCCACCUCUCCCUCAUCCACCAGACGGUCUACGACUUCUGUAUCGCCGUCUCGGACCACCUCUUGCCCAGUACCUCGGCGUAUCACGAGAUCUGGCUGGACAAAAAGAAGGUCGGAGGCGAUGCCGUGCAGGAGUUUGAGCCCCUCUACGGCCCGACCUACCUUCCCCGAAAGUUCAAGAUCGCCGUUGCUGUCCCCCCAGACAAUGCGGUCGACAUUUUCACCAACGAUCUUGGAUUCAUCGCCAUCGUCGAGAAUGACAAGGUCGUUGGGUACAACGUCACGGUCGGUGGUGGUAUGGGUGUCACCCAUUCCAACAAGAAGACGUACCCCCGUCUCGGUGACAUUAUCGGUUUCGUGACGGCAGAGGAUGGAUGCUUAGUGGCGGAGAAGAUCAUGUUGACACAGAGGGAUAAUGGGAACCGUGCCGACCGCAAGAACGCACGUCUGAAGUACACUGUCGACCGCAUGGGCCUCAAGAACUUCGUCGCGGACGUUGAGCGCCGGAUGGGCAAGCCUCUCGAGCCAGCCCGCCCCUUCACGUUCGACUCCAAUCUCGACGAGUUCGGAUGGAUCCAGGGCCACGAUGGCAAGUGGCACUUCACCAUGUUCAUCGAGAACGGCCGUGUCGAGGACAAUGCGCGGCAUCAGUUCAAGUCGGGUCUCGCCGAGAUUGCCAAGGUCCACCAGGGCGACUUCCGCCUGACGGCCAACCAGCACUUGAUCUUGGCGGAUGUACCACAAGAUCAGUUGGAGGAGAUGAAGCGGUUGUUGAAGAAGUGGGGGCUGGAUCAGGUGGAUCACUCGGGAUUGAGGUUGAGCAGUAGCUCGUGUGUCGCUCUGCCGACUUGUGGUCUGGCCAUGGCCGAGGCUGAGCGAUACCUUCCUCUCCUCGUCGACAAGGUCGAGAAGAUCAUGGAGGACAAUGGGCUCCGCAAGGACUCGCUCAUCAUGCGGAUGACCGGAUGCCCUAACGGGUGUGCCAGACCGUGGAACGCCGAGAUUGCUCUUGUCGGUAAAGCACCAGGAAGCUACCUUAUGAUGCUUGGUGGCUCCCACAAGGGUGACCGACUAUCCAAGCCCUUCAAAUCAUCCGUGACCGAGCCUGAAAUCCUCGAUAUUCUUGGCGGCCUCAUCAAGCGAUACUCGGUCGAGAGGGAGGACGGAGAGCACUUUGGUGACUGGACGAUCAGGAGUAAGAUCAUCAAGGAGACGACGCACGGGACCAACUUCUGGGAGGGGGCGCCCAUAUAG